AUGUCAACCGAACUGAAAGCAAACACAACUAACGCGUAUGAAAGCGCCACAGCCACCACAAGUAUCCCUACUAAAUCUCCACAUGAUGAAAGGAAGAACUCAAACCAUGAUCAACGGAUGCAAUCGCAACAACAGCAGCAGCAACAACAACAACAGCAACGUCAACGGUUUAUUGGUAAGUAUUUAAUCAGCUCAGAAAUAGGUAAAGGUUCAUUUGCAACAGUCUAUAAAGCCUACAAGAUAAACGACAACUCUGGGGGCAACCUUCACACAAGCAGCAUCAGUACUAGCACCAGCACAAGCACCAGCACAAGCUCAAGCCCCAGCAUAAGCACAAAUAAUAACAUUAUUGAUAAUAAUAGUAGUAUUACCAAUAGCAAAUCAUCUAUUCCCGUUGCCAUCAAGUCGGUCAAUCGAUCAAAACUAAAGUCUAAGAAAUUGCUUGAGAAUUUGGAGAUUGAAAUUCAAAUAUUGAAAACGAUGAAACAUCCUCAUAUUGUCAAGUUAUUGGACUACAAACAAACUGGAACACAUUUCCAUCUAGUCAUGGACUAUUGUUCAAUGGGAGAUCUAUCCUAUUUCAUUCGACGCCGGACCCAGUUGGUCAAGACACAUCCAAUCAUCUGUAGCUUAAUUGAAAGGUACCCUUCACCUGAAGGGUCGCACGGUUUAAAUGAAACUUUGGUGUUGCAUUUUCUACGCCAAUUAUCAUCGGCACUCAAAUUUCUUAGAGACAAGAGUUUAGUACACAGAGAUAUCAAACCUCAGAACUUAUUACUAUGUCCUCCGGUGCAUUCAAGGGAUGAGUUUGUCAGGAAUCAGUUUGAAGGAAUGUGGGAGUUGCCAAUUUUGAAAAUUGCUGACUUUGGGUUUGCUAGGUUUCUCCCUUCUACAUCAAUGGCUGAAACCUUAUGUGGAAGUCCCUUGUACAUGGCUCCUGAAAUAUUGAGGUAUGAGAAAUAUAAUGCCAAAGCAGAUUUAUGGUCGGUUGGAGCAGUGUUGUAUGAAAUGACAGUUGGUAAACCUCCGUUCAAAGCCAAUAACCACAUUGAAUUAUUAAAAAACAUUGAAAAGGCAAACGAUAAGAUCAAAUUUCCUUCAGCGGCUCAGGUUCCAGAUGCCUUGAAGCAGUUAGUUCGGUCCCUCUUAAAGUAUAAUCCCACUGAAAGGAUUUCAUUUCAGGAGUUUUUCAAUGACAAUUUGAUUACUUGUGAUUUGGAGGACACUAAUAAGCCAUUGGAGACAUCUGAAAUUGACGAAAACUUAUUCAUAAGCGAAUAUAUUAGCCCAAUAAAGAAAUCAGAGAGAUCACGGUUAAUCCAACCUAUGACUGCUAUAAACAGCAGUGAGCCUAGAGAGGAAAUGAGGAUGAACAGACUAUCAGGGCAAGAGCAAGAGCAAAUGCAAGAGCAAAUGCAAGAGCAAAUGCAAGAGCAAAUGCAAGAGCAAAUGCAAGAGCAAGAACAAGAGCAAGAACAAGAACAAGAACAAGAACAAGAGCGCAAAGAGAAUAAUAAAUAUGGUAUAGAGUUUUCUUCAGAAGGGUUCUACCAAAAAGGAGACAACAUAGUAGUUGAAGACGAGUCUGUUGAAAAGACAAUGCUGCCCUCAAAGGCUGGUAAUUUCAAUCGCCCAGUUUCUGAAGUACAGAAUGAUGAAGAGAUAAAACGGCUUAUUUACAAAUCAAGUCCCGUUCCAGAACAACUAUCUAAAUCUAUCAAUACUUCUUCGCCAAACAUGAAGGUCCGGAGGGAUGAGGUUAUUGUAGAGAAUGAUUACGUUGUUGUUGAAAAACGAGCAGUCGAAGUCAACGCUCUAGCUGAUGAACUAGCACAUACUGGAAGUGGUGCAAUAGCAAUACAUGACCCUAGAUUUACUCUGUCUAACACAGCAAAUACAGAUAGUGGCAACAGCAACAAUAGCAACAAGACCAACCUGCUUCAACAACAACAUCAUCAUCAUCAUCAACAACUGCAACUGCAACUGCAACAACAGGUAAAAUCAACACGUCGAACAUCUCUGAGCGGAAGUCAAAGAAGGCCUAGUUUUGGCGACAGAAGAAUAUCUAUAUCUAUAUCGCCAACAAGUGCUUUGAGCAAGGCCAUUGGUAUUGCGUCGCAUAGAUUAUUUGGAGCAGGAAAUGAUUCACAGAAUGUCAACAAUCAAAAGAUCGAUAAUGAAACACAAACCUUGCAUACUCUGCAUACUCCGCAUGCCUUACAAGCACCACAAGACAAGAUCUCCGAUCCAAUCUCAAAUCCAGAAUUUGCAAAUCAUGCGCUUUUGCAAAGACUAUACCUUCCAACUUCAGCAACUGUCAUCAACAAUAACGAUUCGCUAGGUCUCCAGGGCUCGAACUAUUCCUCCUAUGCUUCAUCUUCUUUGGAGCCAUCGAACAAGGAAGAAGUGGUUUUAUUCAAAUUGGAGACACUUGCAACCAAGGCGCAUGCAAUCUACUUAUUUGCAGAUGUCAAGUUUAGCCAGUUAAUACCCAGCCCACCCUCUUGGGAUGAGAUAAACAGAGAUGCUGAUGGGGAAUCGCUUCCUCCGAGGAUCAUCAAAUCCAUAAGUGAAGAAGGUAUGGCACUCUACAUGAAAUCUUUAUCACUUUUAGCCAAAGGUAUGUCCGUUGCUAGUGAUUGGUGGUACGAACAAUUUGGAGGAAGUGGUGCUUCGGCUCAAUCUCGAACCAAUGCUGAUCUAGUAUUGUCGCGUAAAAUCAAUCAGUUGGUCCAAUGGAUCCGAGAAAAGUUUAAUGAAUGCUUAGAAAAGGCCGAAUACGUAAAGCUAAGAUUCCAAGAGGCUCAGUCCAUUCUAUCCGCUACCGACAAUGACUACUAUCGGGAUCAUUUGGAUACUCCACAAGUAGUAGCAGAAAAAUUGAUCUUUGAUAGAGCAUUGGAAAUGUCAAGAAAUGCAGCAGUUAACGAGUUGGUGAAGGAGGACUUGAAAGGUUGUGAAUUGGCUUAUAGUACUGCCAUUUGGAUGUUGGAGGCUCUACUUGAUGAGGAAGAAGAUCCCGAUACAAAUAGCACCAUUCGCAGGCUUGAUGAAGAUGAUCGACAAAUGGUGGAGAGAUUCAUCAUCAGUAUUGGAAAUAGAUUGUCAGUAUUAAAGAGAAAACUCGACCUACUUUAA
Molecule: messenger RNA, 3138 nt
Organism: Lodderomyces elongisporus
Lineage: Eukaryota; Fungi; Ascomycota; Pichiomycetes; Serinales; Debaryomycetaceae
Gene: ATG1
Product: serine/threonine protein kinase
Exons: 1
Coding region: 1-3138 (1045 amino acids)
Biological process (GO): peptidyl-serine phosphorylation; response to starvation; reticulophagy
Cellular component (GO): phagophore assembly site; cytoplasm; cytosol
Molecular function (GO): protein serine/threonine kinase activity; ATP binding
Source: RefSeq, a predicted model, not a curated record